This is a messenger RNA of Gilbertella persicaria, 777 nucleotides long. RefSeq lists its product as uncharacterized. The transcript is spliced from 4 exons. Gene Ontology annotation, cellular component: nucleus; preribosome, large subunit precursor; preribosome, small subunit precursor. Lineage: Eukaryota; Fungi; Mucoromycota; Mucoromycetes; Mucorales; Choanephoraceae. Gene Ontology annotation, biological process: rRNA processing. Bases 35 to 703 code for a protein of 222 amino acids. The record is from RefSeq and is a predicted model, not a curated record.
AGCACAUCUCACUUUUUUUUUCAUUUCUUCAACGAUGAAUAUGGACAUUGACCCCACUUACCUUCCUCUUGGAAAGCAAUUAGCUGCUAAUGAGAAAAAGACAAGAGACAAGGCCAUUCGUUCUCUUCGCAAGUUCUUGUCUUCUGGCAAUAACUUGAGUGACAUUGAACUCAUCAAACUCUGGAAAGGUCUUUUUUAUUGUUAUUGGAUGUCUGAUAAACCUUUGAUUCAACAAGCAUUGGCUAAUGAUCUCGGUGCUCUUGUGAUGGAAUUGCCUGCUACGAAUGCUAUUCCUUUUUUGAAAGCCUGUUGGCAAAUCCAUUGUCAAGAAUGGCAUGGUUUAGAUAGAAUUAGACUUGACAAGUAUUAUUUAUUGUUGCGUCGUGUGAUUUACUUUUCGUUUGAAUUCUUGGCCAGAGAAUCAUGGGAUCCAACCUAUCUUGAAGCAUACACAGACAUGUUACUUGAAGGACCCUUAAGCCCUACAGAUAGAAAGAAUCCAGAUGCCAUUCGAUACCAUAUUAUUGACAUCUAUUUUGAAGAAUUGGAUAAAGUGUUGGAGAGUCGAUCAGAUGAAGAAGAAACAAAAGUGAAUAUGGAAGAAAUCAGUAGACCCUUGGUUGUUUUGUCUAAAGAAGGCAGUACUAAAUUAUUAAGGACAAAGGCUAAAGAAGCCCUUGCAUCUCAUGAAGAAGAAGAGUAACAAUGUAAAAAAAAAAAAAUUCCGCAUAUGUAUACAUAAAAAAUAAAAUAAAAAAUUAGUUUUCUCCCUUUUUU